UUUUCCUCUGCAAGCCCGCCCCCAAUCACGAACUUGACGAUACUCCACAGCGUCCGUGAGUAGCUGCUGUUGGCGAUGGCACUUCGAAUCAGUCGCACAGCUCACCGCUUCCCCACCCCGCACGUCAGUCUAGCCAGCACGCACUACAAACCACGGCGCCUCAAUUGGUCGACUUGGAGAUACGUUCGCCAAUUCAGGCUGUACAUCGCAGCUUGCAUAUCGAUCAUCGUCAUGGCGACCCCGAGCUGUACGCGGAUGGGGAAGCAAGCAGAGCUUUGCGAUUGUCGCUGUGCCACCUGAUCGGAGCUACCCCAAAUCGCCCUGCCCCAGAGCUCCUUCGUGCUCGUUCAUAGCUCCUGGAGCUAGCUACCCCUCUGCUCAUC
Trematosphaeria pertusa is the source of this 383-nucleotide messenger RNA. RefSeq lists its product as uncharacterized. The transcript has a single exon. The record is from RefSeq and is a predicted model, not a curated record. Bases 76 to 300 code for a protein of 74 amino acids. NCBI's taxonomy places the organism in Eukaryota, Fungi, Ascomycota, Dothideomycetes, Pleosporales, Trematosphaeriaceae.